UUCAGUGCUUACUGCAGCUGACAGUCAUUUGGGUAAUCAGCUGGCAGAGCAAGAUUGUGAGUGACUGGGAGAAAGACAGGAGGGAGAGAUGAUAGACAGAGGGAGCCAAAGAAAAACAAGUGAAAACACACAGAUGAGCAAAAAUGGGGAAAAGGACAAAAGGAGGAAGGGCAGGAGCUGGAGCAGGAUCAUAACACAAAGAGUCAUAUUUGUCUAAUCUCAGGUUAUCACAUUUAUCAAGAACUGCAAGUUUUACUUCUGUAUCCGUAAGUUUCAGCUGGGAGGGGUUUGAUUUAGGAGACCAGCCUAUAAAACUGUCGACUGUCCAUCGGCAGCAGGACUUCCCCAGAGGCCAGUCUGCACCGAGAAAAUGAGACUUUCAGCCGUCCUUCUUGUCAUUGCCGCCUCGAUGGCGCUGUCUGGCAGCGUCACGAUUAAGACCGUGGUGUUCCCCAUUGAAUCCAAUGACAGCUACGUUGAGCUGGUCCCUCUGAAACCUCUGCAGCUGCAGGCUUUCACUUUGUGCAUGCGAGUGGCCACAGAGCUCAGCAGCUCAAAAGAGACCAUCCUCUUUUCAUAUCGGACCAGAGACGAUGAACUGAAUGUGUGGCAGGAGUACGGCAGAUCUAACAUGCACGAUAGUGGCCCUCCAGGAACUGAGUUUGACACCCCUGCUUUAGAAGGAGUUUUAUUUAAAGUCCCUGAGCUCGGUGCCCUUCAGACCCAUUUGUGCGUCACCUGGGAUUCCAGUACUGGUGCUGCCGCCCUCUUCAUGGAUGGAAGGAGAAGCCUGACCAAAAUCUACAAGAACGGUCACACCAUCAGCCAAGGAGGAAUAGUCAUCCUCGGACAAGAUCUCGAUAGCUUCCUGGGUCGUUUUGAUGCUAAUCAGUCUUUUGUUGGGGAGAUCUCUGAUGUUAACAUGUGGGAUUCGGUUCUGUCUGAUAGAACCAUCCAAGACCUGGUCUCUGGGAAGACAGUGCAGAAAGGAAACAUCUUUGACUGGGAAACCAUACAGCUUAAAGCUACUGGGACAGUGGAGGUCAUCAAUCGUGCAGUGUAGAUCUAAGCUGUAGAUGGAAAUGCUGUAAUGCUGAGUACAGCAACAUAAAGCUCUUCAAUCUUGUCUCUAAUAUCCUGUUAUAGUCCCUGUACAGGAAGAUGAUUUAAUGAUGAAAACACAAAUCUGUCAAUCAGUAUCAAUCAAACUUCUUCUGCUCUAAUAAAAAUUCAUGCAUUAA
Messenger RNA from Acanthochromis polyacanthus (spiny chromis), 1241 nucleotides. RefSeq names its product pentraxin fusion protein-like. NCBI's taxonomy places the organism in Eukaryota, Metazoa, Chordata, Actinopteri, Pomacentridae. The record is from RefSeq and is a predicted model, not a curated record.